Messenger RNA from Penicillium digitatum Pd1, 1554 nucleotides. RefSeq lists its product as uncharacterized. NCBI's taxonomy places the organism in Eukaryota, Fungi, Ascomycota, Eurotiomycetes, Eurotiales, Aspergillaceae. The record is from RefSeq and is a predicted model, not a curated record.
AUGCCAAACACAGUUACAGGCCGGAAGCAAGGACAUCGCCAAUCUCUCUCUUUAAUCAGAGAGGACGGGGAUCCGUACCAGCAAAUACCACGGACGCCUGUGAUGGAAGAUACCGAAAAUGAGUCUCCUUUGGCUGUGAGAGCGAGCCCUCAACGAAUUAGCAUUGUUGACAGUCAAGAUUUGUACACUGCGUUGAUGAAACAGAUGGCCCACAACUCCAUGUUCGAUCCCAAUGAGGAGAUGGUUUUCGGCAAUGUGCCACAGCAUCGUGUGAUUCCAGAGCGAACGAACUCGGUCUACUCUCAACGUGGCCGACGCAGUAUCCGUCCUGUCCCAAGCCAAGAAUCCUUGACCUCGCCUGCUUCAUUUGCAACAGCACGCGGUGGUGACCAAUCUAGUCCACGAAAUUAUCCGCGCUCAGCAAAGUCGAUGCAAGUUUCUCGACACAUGGCGUCUCAGGUAAAAAAUGAACGUGUGACUGCUGCUUUAGACAAAAGAUCGCCGCAAUCAACGGACGCCUUGACUGAAGAAUCGGAUGGGGAUAAUGGUAGCGUUAUUGUUUCUCGCGUCCGGGCCUCGAAAAGAGACAUGGUUUCCCCAAGUGUCUAUUCCCGGACCACCAGUGGCAAUACCCCAACAAGAACUGACAAUGCCGAUACGAAGGUCCAUGACGAACCAGGAACAGCAACCAUCUUUACUCCACAGCGGACAAUAUACAGCUCACCCAAUCGUGCCUAUUGGGCUUCGUCUCCCCCACCUCAGGUGAAUCCCAGUGCGGACUGGCAGCGGUGGAUGAGCUCGCAGAUCGAAAGAAUUGAGCAGGCAAGCCCCACAAGGGAACAUAUCAGAGAGUAUGCACAAUACCAGGACGAUGAUGAGUACUUUACCAGCAUAGCUCGACGAGCUCCUAUCGCUAUCUCCGCUCCCGCUUCAUCAACUCUACUAAAGGUUCCAGACAGCCAGAAUAUCACCGAGCGCCAAGCUUCGGCUGAGAACAAAGUCCCGUCACAGAGCAAUUUCUCCCGUCCAUUAAUCCAGCCUUCCGGCAUGCGAACCACCAUGCCACUGCAGAUAACUAAGUCGGAAAAUAAGGUGCAGGCUCACGCCAACUCAUUAGCUGUGGAGACUGCUGCUCAGUCUGGUGAAAAUGUUUCACCUAAACCCAUUGCUUAUCAUCAAGAACCGUCGCCAAUUCGACUGAGGUCCGGGAACAUGCAGCCACCAGAGUCCCCGACCCCGAAGGGAGUGGGGGCAAAGCGAUCCUGGACCAAAGAGCAACAGCGACGACGCUAUUCAGCCAGGCGUGCUCCGAUCGCCCAAGAUAGCAGGAUUAAUCACUUCCGGUCCAUGCGCACCCAACGAGACAACCGUGCAAGCAAUGAGAACGCACGGCAGCAGGAUGAGUACACUGACAUGGUGGAGAGCUACCAGCAACUUCAAGACAUUCAGUCCACGGUCUCUAGCAAGCGUAUGGUUGAUAUGUUCUUGGACAGUCGCCGUCGACAAAUGGGCGAAGUCCCUGACAACGAUACAACCACUGAGGCCUUUCUUUGA